Messenger RNA from Ilex paraguariensis (yerba mate), 2373 nucleotides. Lineage: Eukaryota; Viridiplantae; Streptophyta; Magnoliopsida; Aquifoliales; Aquifoliaceae. The record is from the annotation of a GenBank genome assembly.
AAGUUAUCUCUCUAACGAGUAACUCCUGUGGGUUAGGAAACUUUGGAUGAAUUGUCACUCUCUUUAACCCAAGCUCUCUCACAGCUCAUAAAUAUCCCAAAUAGGCCCCUCUUGCCCAUCAGUCCUCAGUCAUUGCACUCUACAGUGGGCCUUUUCUCUGCUUUAAUUCACUGGUCAGGUCCACACUCUCUUGCAGAGAAAGAGGACAAUGGAUGCCUUAUCUUCCUCUUUCCUCUCACCAUUGUCCCACCUGAAACCUCUUCUCUCUCCUAUCACCACCACCAAAACCUCUUUCACUGUUUCCUCCGUCAGAAUUGAAGAAAACCCACAAUCUACCCCCACCACCACAAAAACUUCUCAACCGACAAAGAACUACAAACCAUCAAUAUACACUUCAAAAAGAGCAGUACCACCAGCUCCACCGCCGGCAAGGAGGCCAGUAGAGCAGUCUCUACCGGCGAUCAUCUUCAACACAUUCGACGACAUCAUAAACAACUUCAUUGACCCACCUGUCCGACCAUCGGUAGACCCAAGACAUGUACUCUCCGACAACUUUGCCCCUGUCGAAGAGCUCCCUCCGACGGAGUGUGAGGUGAUAUAUGGCUCCCUCCCACAGUGCCUCGACGGCGCGUACAUCAGAAACGGCCCAAACCCACAGUUCCUCCCUCGUGGACCCUAUCAUCUCUUCGACGGCGAUGGAAUGCUUCACUCUAUCAAGAUUUCUCAAGGUCGAGCCAUUCUCUGUAGUCGCUACGUCAGGACCUACAAGUACGUCGUGGAGAGAGACGUGGGCUCUCCGGUGAUCCCUAAUGUCUUCUCCGGCUUCAAUGGCCUCACCGCCUCGGCGGCGCGUGGUGCAGUGACCGCCGCCAGAGUAUUUGCCGGACAAUUCAACCCCGGCAACGGCAUUGGCCUUGCAAACACCAGCUUGGCUCUCUUUGGUGACAGUCUCUAUGCGCUCGGCGAAUCCGACCUCCCUUACGCCGUAAAAGUGGCCGAAGACGGUGAUAUCGUAACCCUAGGUCGCCAUGAUUUCGAUGGCAAGCUUUUCAUGAGCAUGACAGCACACCCCAAGAUCGAUUCCGACACCGGAGAGGCAUUUGCUUUCCGGUACGGACCUAUGCCACCGUUCUUAACCUUUUUCCGAUUCAAUUCCGACGGGACAAAACAAGCCGACGUCCCAAUCUUCUCCAUGACACGACCUUCCUUUCUUCAUGACUUCGCCAUUUCCAAAAAAUAUGCCAUCUUUUCCGACAUACAAAUAGGGAUGAACCCAGUUGACAUGAUCGUCGGAGGUGGGUCUCCGGUGGGUACAGAUCCAGCAAAAGUGCCUAGACUCGGAGUAAUCCCAAGAUAUGCUAAGGAUGAAUCAGAGAUGAGGUGGUUUGACGUGCCGGGGUUCAAUUUAAUACAUGCCACUAACGCAUGGGACGAGGAUGGUGGCGAUGCAGUGGUGAUGGUGGCUCCGAACAUAUUAUCGGUGGAGCACACGUUGGAGAGGAUGGAUUUGAUACAUGCAUCGAUGGAGAAGGUGAAGAUUGAUCUCAAAACCGGGAUUGUGACUAGACACCCAGUCUCCACCAGGAAUCUAGACUUUGCAGUGAUCAAUCCGGCUUAUGUGGGGAAGAAGAACAAGUAUGUGUAUGCGGCGGUUGGGGAUCCAAUGCCGAAGAUAUCAGGGGUGGUGAAGCUCGACGUAUCAGUAUCAGAAGAUGACCGCCGUGACUGCAUAGUAGCUAGUCGGAUGUUCGGACCUGGCUGCUACGGCGGCGAGCCCUUCUUUGUGGCAAAAUCGCCGGCGAAUUCACAGGCUGAUGAGGACGACGGGUACGUAGUAACCUACGUGCAUGAUGAAAACACAGGAGAGUCGAAUUUCUUGGUCAUGGACGCCAAGUCACCGGAUCUUGAAAUUGUCGCCGCCGUGAGGCUGCCCCGCCGUGUGCCGUACGGUUUCCACGGCUUAUUCGUGAGGGAAAGCGACCUGAACAAGCUGUGAAAAAUGGAUAAGUUGCUGAGAAAUUUCCAUCACACAAGUACAAAGACUGUGUGAUGUAGACAUCAAUUAGGGUUUCCAUAAGAAGAAAGGAAUUCACGUCAGUUAAUUUCCUUCGCCAGAAAUGUAAUUAUUUACCGCCCCAAUUGGUUUGAUAAACGUACCGUUGUCGAUAGAUCGUAUCGUGUCUAAAUUAUGGGUGUUUUGGAAAAUUCACUUAACCACUGUUGAAACAUUUGUAAUGGUAUAUAUCUAAUUUGGCAUUAGGGUAGAAUUGGUUGCUAAUCUUUAUAGUAAACUAGUUUAUAAUUUAAAUAUCAAAAGAUAAACAAAAUAAUUUUUGCUAUUCAUGGUUGAAAUCGUUUUAAAUUUUAUUUUAA